Molecule: messenger RNA, 1056 nt
Organism: Cuscuta epithymum
Lineage: Eukaryota; Viridiplantae; Streptophyta; Magnoliopsida; Solanales; Convolvulaceae
Source: the annotation of a GenBank genome assembly
CCAACUUUCUGGGCCUGAAUCUCAAAGUUUAAAACGCACCAUUUCUUUCAGAGCCACCGGAGGUUUUACCGAUGAAGUUCACAGAUUCGCCGGUGAUCGACCUUACGGUGCUGGAUAAGAAACUCUCUGUUCAGCAAGACAACGGCUCGAUGCAUGUGGGCACCAGCGUCUGGCCAUGCUCACUCGUCGUCGUUAAGUUCGCCGAGCGCUGGCACCCGUCGGCGUACGCUGCCGCUGACAACCCCUACUCCGAUCUCCUCGACUUUAGAAACAAGAGCGGCGUCGAGCUCGGAGCUGGCUGCGGAAUCGCCGCUAUGGGCCUAUUCUUAUUGGGCCUCAACGACGUCGUCCUCACCGACAUCUCCCCCGUCAUGCCGGCCCUAAAGCACAACCUGAAGCGAAACAAGCAAGUUUUGAACAAAUCCCUGAAAACGGCUGUUUUGUAUUGGAACAAGGAGGAGCAGAUUAGGGCCUUAGGAAAGCUCUUCGACUUUGUCAUCGCCACUGACGUGGUUUACCUGGAGGAAACGGUGGGCCCUCUCAUCACUGCCAUGGAAUCUCUUCUCAAGGAAGACGGCGUCGUUUUGCUUGGCUACCAGCUUAGAUCUCCCGAGGCACACAAGAUGUUCUGGGAGCUCUGCCCGGAGGUUUUCGAUGUCCAGAAAGUUCCUCACGAGCAUUUGCACCCAGAGUAUGCUUACGAGGAGACCGACGUAUAUAUACUCCGGAAGAAGAAGAAACCAUAAUCUUCAAGAUCAAAUUUUUAUUUCAGAAGUACAGAGAAUAUCGAUUGCCCUGCAGACUGUCCAACAUAAUGAACAGAUCGUCUAAACGAUAAUGAAGCAAACAGUUUCACAUCUGAAAAGGUCCUUAUCUUCUUAUUGUACAGACGAAAUGCCAUAUUUUAAGUUGCUUUGUAUAAUUCUAUUGCUAUUCUUGUUCAUUGUUGUACCCUUUUUUUGUUCAAACUCAACUUUGAGUUUUCUAAUAAAGGUCUAAGCAACAUAUUCUAAAAGAUAUUGAAUCUGCAAGAUUUUUUAAACUUGAUCAUUUAAA